AUGGCCCAUCCACAAGAUUAUCUAUUCAGUGAAAGUGGCACAGUGGAGGAUGAAAACGAUGGCAUCAUUCCGUCCGAUGAUGAGCUCCCAGAUGCCGGAGACGGCGAUGACGAUGGUGACGAUGCGGCCGGCCCAUCCAAACCGGUACCUUUGGAGGUGAAGAAAAAAACUGUCCGUAAUCCCCGAAACAUGCUCAACGAAGCAAAACUAUGUGGUCCGCGUGGUAUAAUAGCGCUGAAGGAUCAUUUCAAGGGUUUCAAAUUUCACGGCAAAGGCCACGAAGCAUCCGAUCUGAACAGGAUGAUGCGCCUCUACGAACACUGGGCCCAUCGGUUAUAUCCGAAGUUUCACUUUGACGAUUGUAUGGCUAAGAUCGAGAAGCUCGGCCACAAGAAGCAGGUACAGAUGUACAUGAACAAAUAUCGGUCGGGAUUGUUGCAGCAGGAACUGGAUGAAGCGGCCGCCGUACAGAGUGAGGAAGAGGAGCCGGAUGAGAAUCAGCAAAUGAAUCAACCGCUCGAUCCGUUGGACAGUAUGCUGGAAGAACAGAUUGCUCGUUCGAGGGGACGAACUUCGAUUGCCCACAAUACAUCCGGUAUUGGAAAUCUGUCCACCGAUACGGCGUUCGAUGCGGUGCGACAGGAUGAGAGCAACAUUCACGCAAAUGCCUUGAAAGACACACAGCAGGUGAUGAAAUCGCCAUCGAUAAACGAAGAAUUACGAGCCAAGAUUGAAGCAAACCGAUUGAAAGCCCUAGAACUGCGAAAAGCACGCAUGCUGGCACAAUCGCAGAGCACAAAUGAGACGGAAAAUACGGAAAACAGCCCAGAAACUCAAUAA
Molecule: messenger RNA, 840 nt
Organism: Anopheles maculipalpis
Lineage: Eukaryota; Metazoa; Arthropoda; Insecta; Diptera; Culicidae
Product: protein TIPIN homolog
Exons: 1
Coding region: 1-840 (279 amino acids)
Biological process (GO): DNA damage response; replication fork processing; replication fork arrest
Cellular component (GO): nucleus; replication fork protection complex
Molecular function (GO): DNA binding
Source: RefSeq, a predicted model, not a curated record